This is a messenger RNA of Racocetra persica, 717 nucleotides long. Lineage: Eukaryota; Fungi; Glomeromycota; Glomeromycetes; Diversisporales; Gigasporaceae. The record is from the annotation of a GenBank genome assembly.
AUGUCAGUUCUUAUAAAUACACAUAAACCUUAUAUACACAUCGUUUUGUUAUUAUGCGGUUUCGUUACAAAAAAUUCAUCAGCGAAAGAGCAUUCAAAAGAACACACAAAAAAACAUCCAAAAGGGAAAAGAAAGGAUAAACAAAAAAAAAAAUUACAUAGAUGUAAAAUUGAUAGCGAUCCAUGUAGAAGAGUAAAUGAAUUAUCGGCUCCAUGUAAUCAAACUUUACCUCCUCCUACAAGUAAAGUUUCUAUAUACAAAUUAUCAUCUGAUGGAAAUGGGAAUGCUUGUAAUUGUAAUCAAUUGUAUUAUGAUUCUUUAAGUUUUUGUGUUCAUUGUAUGAACGGUCCAGGUAAUAAAGUGUCCAUUCAACCAUUAAACGAGUGGAAAAAUUCUUGUAUUCAGCAUGGAACCCCAUUUACUGAGUUUCCGCCAUCAUAUCUAAUGCCAUCAUCUCAAUUAGAUGGUGGAAAUUCGACUCAGAUUAUGCCACUUUAUAACGAUAAUAAUACCACCCUUGACAUAUUAAUUGUAGUCUGUGUGUUUGAAACCGUAAUAAUUUUAACUGGAAUCGGUUUUUGUAUAUAUUACCGACUGUGUUAUAAAAAUAGAAAUAGUGCCAUUAUACCAAAAAAAUCCAAUAAUUCAAAAAUAAGCACACUAAAAAAUGAUGAUGUUUCAAGUACGUCAAAUACAGACAAUCAGCUAGAACAAUAA